AUGACGAGAAACAACGUUAAAAUUACCUCACAACCCCCUCACUGCCCCCUCACAACCCCCUCACAACCUCCUCACAACCUUUUCCCAACCCCCUCACUACCCUUUCACACCCUCCUCACAACCCCCUCACAACCACCUCACAACUCCCUCACUACCCCCUCACAACCACCUCACAACCCCUUCACAACCCCCUCACAACCCUCUCACAACCCUCUCACAACCCCCUCACAACCCCCUCACAACCUCCUCACAUUUUCCUACAAGCCGGACCUCGACGCCUCAGACCCAAAUUCGAAUCGACCCAUCUCCAACCUGUCGAUUUUAUCGAAACUUCUCGAGCGCGUUGUGGCCCGGCAGCUAAAUAACUACCUUCAUAAGUCAGGUCUCAUGUCUCGGCUCCAGUCUGCAUACCGUCGUCACCACUCGACGGAGACCGCCAUGCUGAACGUUCUUUCGGAUAUUCGGACCGCGGCAACAUUGUGGCCCUGGCUUUACUAG
This is a messenger RNA of Hyalella azteca, 498 nucleotides long. Its product is annotated as merozoite surface protein CMZ-8-like. Lineage: Eukaryota; Metazoa; Arthropoda; Malacostraca; Amphipoda; Hyalellidae. Bases 1 to 498 code for a protein of 165 amino acids. The transcript has 3 exons. The record is from RefSeq and is a predicted model, not a curated record.